UCCGGCCUGCCACUCGUUGUCCCGGUCCCCCGAGCGCAGGCAGUGGCGGGCAGCGAGCGGGGUGAUGCCACUGGCGGGGCGGCUCGCGGGCGGCGCGGCGCUGGGGCUGCUGCUGGCGGCCCAGGCUGUGGCGGCGCUCGAGCCCAUCAGCACGGCCAUCGCCAUCGGGGCCGCGUCGGCCCUCACCGGCUACCUGUCCAAGGACGUGUACUGUCGCUUCGCCGAGUGCUGCCCCAAGGAGCAGCCGCUCAACGCGUCGGCCCUCAAGCUGGAAUUGGAGGAGAAGCUGUUUGGGCAGCAUCUGGCCACAGAGGUGAUUCUCAAGGCGCUGACUGGCUUCAGGAACAACAAAAAUCCCAAGAAACCACUGACUCUUUCCUUACAUGGCUGGGCUGGCACAGGCAAGAAUUUUGUGAGCCAAAUUGUGGCCGAAAAUCUUCACUCCAGAGGCCUGAAGAGUAACUUUGUCCACCUGUUUGUUUCGACUCUGCACUUCCCUCACGAGCAGCAGAUAAAACUGUACCAGGACCAGUUACAGAAGUGGAUUCAGGGUAAUGUGAGCGCCUGUGCAAGCUCCAUAUUCAUAUUUGACGAGAUGGAUAAAUUGCACCCCGGGGUCAUCGAUGCAAUCAAGCCGUUUCUAGACUACUACGAGCAGAUUGAUGGUGUGUCUUACCGGAAGGCGAUCUUCAUCUUUCUCAGCAACGCAGGUGGGGACCUCAUAACCAAGGUGGCCCUCGACUUUUGGCUGGCAGGAAGGAAGAGGGAAGAGAUUCAGCUGAAGGACCUGGAACAGGUGCUGUCUGUCGGAGUCUUCAAUAAUAAACACAGUGGCCUGUGGCACAGCAGACUGAUAGACAAAAACCUCAUCGAUUACUUUAUCCCCUUCCUGCCCCUGGAGUACACACAUGUGAAGGACUGCGUGCGGGCAGAGAUGAAGGCCCGCGGUUCUACCAUAGAUGAAGACAUUGUCACCAGAGUGGCAGAUGAAAUGACGUUUUUCCCCAAAGAGGAGAAAAUCUACUCAGACAAGGGCUGCAAGACUGUGCAGUCGCGGCUGGAUUUUCACUGACCUCUUACCCAAGCCAGGAGCUUGCCUUUUGGAAGCAUUGAAGACGUCCGUGGAGUUUGCACAUUUGCACCUGUGGACUUUUGGCAUAUAGAAGUUUCUGAGUUGACUUUUGAAAAGCCACUAAUCUGUCAAGUGCACUUGUCAUUUUGCAACAUGAUAGCAAUGCAACUGUCAAUUGCAGUUGAAGAUGAACGUUUAAAAUCUGCGCGCCCCCCUGCCCUGCCCUGCCCGCCCACGCUUACUGACUUUGACAGAAGUGCCUUGAGAAUAGCUGUGUGAGUGAGACCUAAGACUGUUUUUUUCCCCCAAAGAUUUUACUGGGGAAUUGGGAGGAAGAAAGCAGUGUUGGGGAAUUGGGGAAGGGGG
Messenger RNA from Hipposideros armiger (great roundleaf bat), 1438 nucleotides. It is a transcript of the gene TOR1B, whose product is annotated as torsin family 1 member B. Gene Ontology annotation, cellular component: endoplasmic reticulum lumen; endoplasmic reticulum; nuclear envelope. Gene Ontology annotation, biological process: protein localization to nucleus; nuclear membrane organization. The transcript is spliced from 5 exons. Lineage: Eukaryota; Metazoa; Chordata; Mammalia; Chiroptera; Hipposideridae. The record is from RefSeq and is a predicted model, not a curated record. Gene Ontology annotation, molecular function: ATP binding; ATP hydrolysis activity; kinesin binding. Bases 65 to 1072 code for a protein of 335 amino acids.